Messenger RNA from Sorghum bicolor (sorghum), 1125 nucleotides. RefSeq names its product esterase AGAP003155. The transcript is spliced from 6 exons. The record is from RefSeq and is a predicted model, not a curated record. The coding region runs from base 184 to 945 and encodes 253 amino acids. NCBI's taxonomy places the organism in Eukaryota, Viridiplantae, Streptophyta, Magnoliopsida, Poales, Poaceae.
GCCGGCCAGCCAAAAGCCCAAAACACACCCCAGUCCCCAGAGGCCCAGACCACGAGCCAGGACAGCCGCGUGCGUCGAGGCGAGCCGACGCCCCCGCCCCCGCCAGCCCGCCCGCCCGCCCGCCUCGGUUCCUCCGAUCCACGCGCCCGCCCGCCCGCCUGCCUGCCUCCCGGAUCCGCCGCGAUGGGCAGCCUCGGCGCCGACGCGGAGCCGCAGGGCGCGAGGCGGCGGCCGCGGUUCCUGUGCCUGCACGGGUUCCGCACCAGCGCCGAGAUCAUGCGCAAGCAGGUGCUCGGCAAGUGGCCCGCCGACGUCACGGCGCGCCUCGACCUCGUCUUCGCCGACGCGCCGUUCCCCGCCGAGGGCAAGUCCGACGUCGACGGCAUCUUCGACCCGCCCUACUACGAGUGGUUCCAGUUCGACAAGAGUUUUAUGGAGUACAGGAAUUUCGACAAGUGCCUGGCCUACAUCGAAGAGCUGAUGAUAAGAGAUGGCCCCUUCGAUGGAUUGAUGGGUUUCUCCCAGGGUUCCUACCUAUCUGCGGCGCUUCCGGGGCUCCAAGAACAGGGGCUUGCCCUGACUAGAGUUCCCAAGAUCAAGUACCUCAUCAUCAUCGGUGGCGGCAAGUUCCAGUCCCCGACGGUUGCCGAGAAGGCGUACGCCAACAAGGUGGCAUGCCCCUCGCUUCACUUCAUUGGUGACAACGACUUCCUGAAAGUCCAUGGUGAAAAGCUCAUAGAAUCAUUCGUGGACCCAUUCCUCAUUCGUCACCCAAAGGGCCACACAGUUCCAAGGCUCGAUGACGAGAGCCUAGCGGUCAUGCUCCGUUUCCUUGAGAAGAUUGAGGGGGAAGUACUUGAGUAUUCAUCCAAAGAUAAGAUUGAGGGGGAGGUACUUGAGUAUUCAUCCAAAGAUGUCAACGAAAAUGAGGAAGUGUGCUUGUGAUAAAGACUUUAUAGACCAUUAGUAUCUGAUGUUGGCGAAAAAGCUAUACUUGUAUUUAUUUAUUUAUAGAAUAAACAUACGAUACCUUGAUAUAAACAUACGAUACCUCGAUUUUCAUGAGGCAUGGAUUAUGAGAAUGUAGAUUAAUCAUUGUGUACUUAUAUUUUACUUGAAUUAGAA